Molecule: messenger RNA, 1980 nt
Organism: Chilo suppressalis (striped riceborer)
Lineage: Eukaryota; Metazoa; Arthropoda; Insecta; Lepidoptera; Crambidae
Source: the annotation of a GenBank genome assembly
AUGGCACCGAGAUCAACCAAAGUAAAGAAAGCUGCAGAUGUCAAAGUGCCUGAAAAUGAUGCUCCCAAAAAAGGUCGUGGCAAAGCUAAAAAUGUAGAAGAACAGGAAUCAGAAAACAUAGAGCCUAAGUUACUUGAAAAGACAGCAUCCGUACCUGAAAAAAAGAUAAAGCGCGGAAAGAAGGUUGUAAGUGAUACAAAUGGAGAAGAGAGUAGUAGUGUCAAAAGUGAUGAUACUAUUUCAUCAGCCAAAAAAGGCAAGAAAAAGAAUUCGGAGGAUAAAAAGGAGAGUGAUCCAGUUAAUGGUGAUAAUCAUAUUGAAAAAGAUACUACACCUGUAGAUGAAAGUGACCAGGAAAGGGACCCUUUAGCAACUAAUAGUGAUACAGAGGAAAUAGAAACUGCACCAAAAGGUCAUAAGAAACCUCAAAAAAAAGAUGUUGAAGCUAAGACUAAUGAGUCUGGGAGAGGCAAGAAAAAGACUAAACAAGAGAAGAAUACAGAAGGUGGACCAGAAGAUGUUGAAAAUGGAAAGGAAAAGUCAAAGACCACAAACAAAGGAAGAGGACGUAAAACCCCAGCUAAAGUUGAAAGUGAACCUAUUAUGGAAGAAAAGAUUGAACCUGAUGAAGACGAGGCAAAGGCAGGACCAGUUGCUACCAAAGGAAAAAGAAAGGCCCAAAAUAAACCUAGAAAAGAAAAAAUAUUUGAAAAUGGGGAACAGGAGGUCAAAGAAGAAAAUGACAAUGUAGAAAAUAAAUCCGAGAAAGACACAAAAAAGAAAGAGAGUAAGGGAAAGAAGAAUCAAGCAAAGAAAAUGCAAGUGGAGGAUGCAAAUGAGAAGGAAGAGGUUAUCACAGAAAAACCUGUUGCAAAGAAAAGGAAGACCACAAAGAAAGAUACUAAAGCUAAAGGUGACACAAAAGAAGAAGAGGUUAUGGAGGAAGAGCCUUUAGAAGAGAAACCAGCCAAAGGCAAGAGGCGGCAAAAGAAGGCAUUAGAGAGUCCUGUUGAAGCAGAAGAGGAACCUCAAGACACUGGGGAACAACCAACUAAACGUCGCCGUAAACAAGCUGAAGAGAAGGCUCCUGCUGCAGAUAAAAAAAAGGCGGCGCUGAAAAACAAAGCUGCAACCAACUAUGAAGAGUUAGACUUUGCUAACUCAUCUAAAAAUGCGCAAGGCAAGGAAUGGAACUAUAAGAUAUCCAGUUGGAAUGUGGAUGGUAUAAGAGCCUGGCUAGGAAAAGGGGGUUUGGAGUAUUUAAAACAUGAGAAACCUGACAUACUUUGUUUGCAAGAAGUCAAAUGUGCACAAGACAAACUCCCUGAAGAAUUGGUAAAUGUGCCUGGUUACCAUGCUUACUGGUUAUGCAGCGACCAAGAUGGCUAUGCCGGUGUAGGGAUCUACACAUCAAAAUUAGCAAUGAAUGUUCAGUAUGGCUUGCAAAAUGAGGACCUGGACAGUGAAGGUCGCAUUAUAACUGCGGAAUACGAACAUUUCUACUUGAUAAGUACAUAUGUUCCUAAUGCAGGACGUAAACUAGUCACUCUACCCAAAAGACUGCAGUGGAACGAGGCGUUCCGCAAAUACGUUAAGGAUUUAGAUACAAAAAAACCUGUGAUAAUAUGCGGCGACAUGAACGUGGCUCACAACGAGAUAGAUCUAGCAAAUCCUAAGACAAAUAAGAAAAACGCUGGAUUUACUCAAGAAGAACGUGCUGGCAUGACGGAAUUGCUCGGGGAUGGUUUCGUAGACACAUAUCGACACCUAUAUCCCGAUACAAAAGGUGCCUACACAUUCUGGACUUAUAUGAUGAACAGUCGAGCUAAAAAUGUUGGAUGGCGCCUCGACUAUUUCAUCGUUUCGGAGAGAUUGCUGCCUUCAAUUUGUGACAGUGUCAUCAGAGAUGGAGUUUAUGGCAGUGAUCAUUGUCCAAUAUCGCUAUAUUUGCAUCUUAGUAGUGCUGUAAAACUUAAAUAA